Messenger RNA from Sinocyclocheilus rhinocerous, 3507 nucleotides. RefSeq names its product transcription activator BRG1-like. The annotation marks the transcript as partial. NCBI's taxonomy places the organism in Eukaryota, Metazoa, Chordata, Actinopteri, Cypriniformes, Cyprinidae. Gene Ontology annotation, molecular function: ATP binding; histone binding. The record is from RefSeq and is a predicted model, not a curated record. The transcript has 24 exons.
CGCGGCGCUCCGUACUCGAGCACAGACCGAAUGAACGGAAUCAGCGGCUGUCUGCGGCUCCGGCGUCGGCUCGAGCUCGUUUAUUAUAUUGAGGGCUGAGUCUGUGGCAUGUCCACCCCGGAGCCCCCGUUAGGAGGCACGCCCUGCCCGGGGCCCUCGCCUGGUCCGGGCCCGUCUCCAGGGGCCGUGCUGGGGUCCGGACUGUCCCCUGGAUCCUCACACAGCAUGAUGGGCCCCAGUCCCGGACCAGCCACUUCCACAGGACUCUCCUUUCCUCCGCAAGCGUCUGCGGGAUACAGCCAGGAGAGUCUGCACCAGAUGCACAAGCCGGUGGAGGAGAACCUUUCAGAAGACGCUCGCUUCACUCAGAUGAAGGUGGUUCCAAUGAGGAUGACCCGUCCAGGGAGCCCAAUGGACCAGCACUCACAAGGAUUCCCGUCUCCGCUGGGCUCUUCAGAGCUCGUGUCCAGUCCCGUGUCCGGUCCUCUCCUGUCCACCUCCGGCUUCGCUGCACUCGUCUGUGGUGACUUUAGUAAAGGGUUAGUUUGUGCCGGUUGCUCCGCAGGGAUGGUGGGACCCAACAUGCCUCCUCCUGGACCUUCUGGAGUCCCGGCUGGUGUUCAGGGCCAGAACCACAACGGGCCCCCGAAACCGUGGCCUGAAGGUCCUCUGGUCAAUGCGGCGACCCCCUCGAACGCUCCUCAGAAGCUGAUGCCGCUGCAGCCCACCGGACGCCCCUCUCCUGCACCCCCGUCUGUGCCACCGGCCGCUUCUCCGGUCAUGCCACCGCAGACCCAGUCUCCAGCACACCUGGGCCACUCGUCUCAGCCCGCCACCAUGGUGCCACUGCACCAGAAGCAGAACCGCAUCACGCCGGUUCAGAAGCCCUGCGGUCUGGACCCGGUGGAGAUCCUGCAGGAGAGAGAGUACAGGCUGGAAGCUCGUAUCACUCACCGUAUUCAGGAGCUGGAGAAUCUUCCAGGGUCUCUGGCUGGAGAUCUGCGCACCAAAGCCACGAUUGAGCUCAAAGCGCUCCGACUGCUCAACUUCCAGAGACAGCUGCGUCAGGAGGUGGUGGUUUGCAUGAGACGCGACACGGCCUUAGAAACCUCACUGGACUCAAAGGGCUACAAGCGCAACAAGAGGCAGUCGUUACGUGAGGCACGAAUCACAGAGAAACUAGAGAAACAGCAGAAGAUCGAACAGGAACGCAAACGCAGGCAGAAGCACCAGGAAAAUGUGAGUGUGUGUGUGUUUUGCAGGCAUGCUAAACAGGACGUGGAUGAUGAGUACGGCAGCGCAGCGUUUGCUCGUGGGUUACAGUCGUAUUACGCCGUGGCUCAUGCGGUCACUGAGCGGGUGGACAAACAGCCGUCUUUGCUAAUCAACGGUCAACUCAAGCAAUACCAGGUCAAGGGUCUGGAGUGGCUGGUGUCUCUCUAUAACAACAAUCUGAAUGGGAUCCUGGCGGAUGAGAUGGGUUUGGGCAAAACCAUCCAAACCAUCGCUCUCAUCACGUACCUGAUGGAGAACAAGCGUCUGAACGGACCCUACGUCAUCAUCGUGCCGCUCUCGACUCUGUCUAACUGGGUCUAUGAGUUUGAUAAGUGGGCGCCGUCUGUCGUCAAAGUCUCGUAUAAGGGAUCUCCUGCUGCUAGAAGAGCCUUCAUCCCACAGCUGCGCAGCGGCAAGUUCAACGUGCUGAUCACUACAUACGAAUACAUCAUCAAAGACAAGCAUGUGCUGGCCAAGAUUCGCUGGAAGUACAUGAUCGUGGACGAAGGCCAUCGCAUGAAGAACCAUCACUGUAAGCUGACGCAGGUGUUGAACACGCAUUACCUGGCUCCACGGCGUGUGCUUCUGACCGGGACCCCGCUGCAGAACAAGCUGCCCGAGCUCUGGGCGCUGCUCAACUUCCUGCUGCCCACCAUCUUCAAGAGCUGCAGCACGUUUGAGCAGUGGUUCAACGCUCCCUUCGCCAUGACCGGAGAGAAGGUGGAUCUGAACGAGGAGGAGACCAUCCUGAUCAUCCGCCGCCUGCACAAGGUGCUCCGCCCCUUCCUGUUGCGCCGGCUGAAGAAGGAAGUGGAGGCGCAGCUGCCUGAGAAGGUGGAGUACGUGAUCAAGUGUGACAUGUCUGCGCUGCAGAGGGUCCUGUACCGACACAUGCAGGCCAAAGGAGUGCUGCUGACCGACGGCUCCGAGAAGGACAAGAAGGUGAGCAAGAAGAGCUCUCUGGAGAUCAUGUUCAGCACGACUAAAGCAGAGGAUCGUGGGAUGCUGCUGAAGACCUUCAAUGAUCCGGCCUCUCAGUGCUUCAUAUUCCUGCUGAGCACCAGAGCGGGUGGACUGGGCCUCAAUCUGCAGAGCGCGGACACCGUCAUCAUAUUUGACAGCGACUGGAACCCUCAUCAGGACCUCCAGGCGCAGGAUCGAGCGCACCGCAUCGGACAGCAGAACGAGGUGAGGGUUCUGCGGCUCUGUACCGUCAACAGCGUCGAGGAGAAGAUCCUGGCGGCCGCUAAAUACAAGCUGAACGUGGACCAGAAGGUGAUCCAGGCCGGCAUGUUCGACCAGAAGUCGUCGAGUCACGAGCGCCGAGCGUUUCUGCAGGCCAUUCUGGAGCACGAGGAGCAGAACGAGGAAGAGGACGAGGUGCCGGACGAUGAGACCGUAAAUCAGAUGAUCGCCAGGAGUGAGGACGAGUUUGACCAGUUCAUGCGCAUGGAUCUGGAUCGCCGCCGCGAGGAAGCACGCAAUCCGAAGCGAAAGCCUCGUCUCAUGGAGGAGGACGAGCUGCCCACCUGGAUCAUGAAAGACGACGCCGAGGUGGAAAGACUCACCUGUGAGGAAGAAGAGGAGAAGAUGUUCGGCCGCGGCUCCCGUCAGAGGAAGGAGGUGGAUUACAGCGAUUCGCUCACAGAGAAACAGUGGCUGAAGGCGAUCGAGGACGGGACCCUGGAUGAGAUCGAGGAGGAGGUGCGCCACAAGAAAACGUCUCGGAAGAGGAGGCGCGAUCGAGAUCCGGACGCCAUCCCGUCCACUUCAGGCGCUCGCGGGGGACGAGAGAGAGACGACGACGGCAAAAGACAGAAAAAACGAGGUCGCCCGCCGUCCGAGAAGCUUUCGCCAAACCCUCCACCGCUCACCAAGAAGAUGAAGAAGAUUGUGGACGCUGUUAUUAAAUAUAAGGAGAAUAACGGCCGUCAGCUGAGCGAGGUGUUCAUCCAGCUGCCGUCACGCAAGGAGCUGCCCGAGUACUACGAGCUGAUCCGCAAACCUGUGGACUUCAGGAAGAUCAAGGAACGCAUCCGGAGCCAUCGAUACCGCAGCCUCAACGAUCUGGAGCGAGACGUGAUGCUGCUGUGCCAGAACGCUCAGACCUUCAACCUGGAGGGAUCACUGAUCUAUGAGGACUCUAUCGUGUUGCAGUCGGUGUUCAGCAGCCUGCGUCAGAAGAUCGAGAGAGAGGAGGAGAGUGACGGAGAGGAGAGUGAGGAAGAUGUG